AACUUGUUGAAUGACAAGCAUAACGUCUAUAGGUCAGUAAAAGGUAAUGGUGCUCUUAAGGUUCAUAAGCUUUGUAGUAGGACUUCUGCUCUCUUCGGCUGCUCUUGGGGACUCCCUUGCACUUGCCGAUGAAGGCAUGGCAACACUUAGGCAUAAUGAUGGUAUUUUCAGCAGUGAUCGGGGGCUUGAAGACACCGAGAUGGUUGAUGGCACUGGAAUCAUACGGCUUGGAGGAAGGAAGAUGGUGAAGGAAGCCAAAGGCACAAUGAAAACAGGUGCAAACUAUUCUGUUGGAAAAUGUGGGCAUGGAGGAGCGGGAGAGUCGAGGUUAGGGUGUAAACUGAGUAAUAGACGUCUCCAUAGAAGAGUCCAUGGCCUUGUACCUUUCAGUGCUGACUACCACAGACCCGGAAACCACCCUCCCAAGAAUAACUAAAGCAACGGCUCUUAAAACUAGUUUUGUGGCUGAUGAAUGAGAGAGAACAUCUUUUAGUGUGUUAGUGUCCUAUAUGACUUCCGGUGCAUGUUCAAAUGGAUGUUCGUGUGUAACGAGGCGUCUCAGUUAUUAUGUCAGGUAGGAUUCCAAUCGCAGUUCUUACAUUAAUCCAAGUAUAAGAUUAAUUUAUAUCAAGUGUUCUUUUCGAUCAAA
Messenger RNA from Phoenix dactylifera (date palm), 649 nucleotides. RefSeq lists its product as uncharacterized. Gene Ontology annotation, molecular function: growth factor activity. Gene Ontology annotation, biological process: cell differentiation; positive regulation of cell population proliferation; regulation of root meristem growth. Lineage: Eukaryota; Viridiplantae; Streptophyta; Magnoliopsida; Arecales; Arecaceae. The record is from RefSeq and is a predicted model, not a curated record.